AUGACACAUUUAAUUAUUUCUGUUUUAGAUGCUCCAAGAAAUGUAGUGGUGUCCAUCAGUCCAUCUGGUGAAAUAGUGGAGGGAGAUUCAGUGACUCUGAGCUGCAGCAGUGAUUCAAACCCACCUGCAGAAAUCAGCUGGUUUAAAGGAGGAACAAUUGUAGGAUCUGGAAGAAUAUACAGCAUCUCAAACAUCAGCUCUGAUCACAGUGAAGAAUACAAGUGCAAGUCCAGAAAUCAACAUGGAGAGACAUACUCUGAUGCUGUGACUUUAAAUGUCAUGUACCCUCCAAAAAAUGUCUCAGUGUCCAAAAAUGGAUCUGGUGAAAUAGUGGAGGGAGAUUCAGUGACCCUGAGCUGCAGCAGUGAUUCAAACCCUCCUGCAGAAAUCAGCUGGUUUAAGGAGAAUCAAAGCUCAGCUGUUGGAUCUGGACAGAGUUUCAGUGCACUACAGAGUGGACGCUUCUACUGUGAGGCUCACAAUCAACACGGAUCUCAGAGAUCAGAUGCUGUUGCUGUCACUGUUAAAGAGCAUCACAUAUCCAGUUGGCAUGCAGUUUUUGGGAUCAUAGUGGAAUGUGGAGUAUCAUUAAUCAUUGUUACCAUCACUAUCAUCAUCAUCAUGUUCAUAAUAAAGAAACUAAGGAGUUUUAAAUCUGAAUACAUCACAAUGACACAGAUCAAAUGA
Messenger RNA from Sinocyclocheilus grahami, 687 nucleotides. RefSeq names its product B-cell receptor CD22-like. Lineage: Eukaryota; Metazoa; Chordata; Actinopteri; Cypriniformes; Cyprinidae. Bases 1 to 687 code for a protein of 228 amino acids. The record is from RefSeq and is a predicted model, not a curated record. The transcript has 5 exons.